GCUGAAGCCGAGGUUGCCGUCUGUGUUCUUCAGCGAGCAGCCGUCUUCAACACAGACCUAUGCGCGACUGUUUAUUCUGCAAAAGUGUCUGGAUGUGAUCUGUGGCAUUUUGUCGCUCAAUCAAAGCCAAGCAACACUAGUCAACACGUUCAUUAUACUGAGAGAGAUGUGCGCGGAGUACCCCCACAUGCUGUUCGAUGAAUCUGCGGAGAACUGUGCGGUGGUGACGAGUCUUGUCCUGAACCACAGCUUCUCUGCGUUCCCAUUGGUCAGACGAGAGGCAGCGGCAACCAUCUAUUGGUUAGCCAAAGUGAACUACAAAAAUAAUA
Messenger RNA from Sphaeroforma arctica JP610, 329 nucleotides. RefSeq lists its product as hypothetical. The record is from RefSeq and is a predicted model, not a curated record. The annotation marks the transcript as partial. The transcript is spliced from 2 exons. Lineage: Eukaryota; Ichthyosporea; Ichthyophonida.